This is a messenger RNA of Sphaeroforma arctica JP610, 213 nucleotides long. RefSeq lists its product as hypothetical. The transcript has a single exon. Bases 1 to 213 code for a protein of 70 amino acids. NCBI's taxonomy places the organism in Eukaryota, Ichthyosporea, Ichthyophonida. The record is from RefSeq and is a predicted model, not a curated record.
AUGGCAAACCCGCACUAUGGCGACGGCGCACGACGUGGCAUCACUGGAUGGUCGCCUGAUCUGGCUCUGUGCAAUCUUUUCUUAGGCCAGGCCCUACUCAUCCCGGAUCUUCUGGCUGCUACGGAAAGCAUCUGCAGCUCACAAGCACGUGCGAGCCACCGAAGUGGUCCGUCAGGACAUUCAAUCAUGGUCACGGAUCUCCAGCCUCGUUGA